Molecule: messenger RNA, 1275 nt
Organism: Nicotiana attenuata
Lineage: Eukaryota; Viridiplantae; Streptophyta; Magnoliopsida; Solanales; Solanaceae
Exons: 1
Coding region: 1-1275 (424 amino acids)
Source: RefSeq, a predicted model, not a curated record
AUGAAACAGUACCAGAUCAACAAGAUAAAGAGAAACAAAGGGAGAUUGAAGCAAUCCAAGUCUUGGGAAGAAGUUCAGGAAGCAUCAACAAGCAAAAGUCCUCCAUUGCAUGUGAGUGAAGGCAGAAAAUCAUGGGCAGAUGAGGUCGAGGAAGUGACUGAGAAGCAGAGGAAGAAGAGCUCGGUAUGGGAUAACUUCGAUAUUGCAAAAAUAUCAAAUGCGGGAUACAAAUUGGAGUAUGUUCAACCAAAAAAGACAGGUGAGAAUCAAAUUGUUGAAAUUGAAGUUGAUGACAUAAGUUCCGAAGUCGAAUACUGGAAGAAUGCUAUAAUUUGCUAUGUACUUGGGGCUCAUCCUCCAUUUACUGUAAUUCAAGGCUAUAUUCAAAGGAUUUGGGGGAAACAUGGAGUAGAUCGAAUAGUGAUGCUAAAAAAUGGUGUAAUAGUAGUAAGAUUCGAUACAGCGAUAGGGAAGCAAGAGGUCAUUGAAGGAGGAAUCUAUCAUUUUGACAAUAAAUUGCUAAUUGUCAAGGGAUGGACACCGGAGCUGGAAUUUACAAAGGAAGAAUUACUAACAGUUCCUAUUUGGAUCAAACUGCCAGACUUAGACUUUAAAUAUUUGAGUCAAAGAGUUUUAAGCAAGAUAGGAAGUCUCAUUAGGAAGCCUCUAAUGGUGGACCAAAACACAGAAAAGAGAAUUGGGUUGAAGUUUGCAAGGUUAUUAGUUGAGGUUGAAAUGAACACCAAGCUACCUGAUAAGAUCAGUUUCAAAAAUGAGAAGGGUAAUAUAGUUGAACAGGAGGUCACUUAUGAUUGGAAGCCAUCCUUAUGUAAGCACUGCUUCAAAUAUGGCCAUGAGGAAGAUGUAUGCAGAAUAAAGAAGAAAAAUCAGAAGAUUGAUACAAUAAACAAGACAAAGGUGGUGGUAAACAUACAAGGAGAAAAACAAGAUCAAGCUCAGAACACAGGACAAGAUAAUAAGGAAACACAGAAAACAGGCAGCAAUGAGGGAAUGAAUAAUGCAGGAAAAGAGGGCAAAAAGAAGAAUCAGCAAUAUGUAAUUAAGAAUCAGUGGAAGCAGAAGGAAAAAGAAGGAGAGCAGGAAUGGCAAACACCUCACAAGUAUGGCAAAAUUGUGGAGGUGCAGCAGGAACAAAUGGAGGAAUCAAAUUCUUUUCAAAUACUAAAUAAACAUGAGGAGAGGAUCAUGAGUACAGAAGAGCAAGAAAUUAGAAAUGUGGGUGGCACCAACAUCCCUCAUAAUGGGGAUGGUUAG